AUGGACAGAAUAUCCGAGUUGUCAAACGACAUUUUGCAGAGAAUACUUUCUCUCCUCUCCCAAGAAGAUGCUGUUCGAACAUCUGUCUUGUCCAAAUCAUGGCGUGACAUCUGGUGUACUCGUCCCAAUCUUGAUUUGUCAGACACAAACUUCAAACACGAAUUUCUAUCCACCGUUGACAAGACUUUACAGCGAUACUCUGAUCAAAAGAUUUGCUUAGAGAAAUUUCAACUUUCUAUGUCUCUAUACUAUUCGCAUUCAGAACUUAAAUCCGUUUGGUUUCUUGAAAAGUGGAUCCGAGCACUAACAAACAUGGGUGUGAAGGAGUUUCGUCUUUCUAUUUAUUCGAAAGACAGUCGUCGGAGACGGAGACGUGUUAAACUGCCCUCUGUAGUCUUUGAGGCAGAAUUUCUCGAAGAUUUGCAUGUUGAAGGAUUCAUGUUCGACCGAACCACUAUUGAAAGGAAUAUUCUCUCUAACCAUCUGAAAAAACUUCAUCUCGAAAAGGUCCACAUUGAGGACCGGAUUUUUCAGAAGAUAAUCUCAAGCUGCCCUUUGAUUGAAACUAUGAUUCUCAAAUCAUGCAAGAGGUUAAUAAACAUCAAGGCAAAUAAUCUUCGUCAUCUCAAGCACUUUACUUUUUCAUCUUCUUGUCACGACGAAGAAUGUAGCAUAGAAAUCUAUCCGCCAUCUCUUGAAACCAUCCGUAUUACUCGGGGUAUUAUUUUGUUUCAAAAAGGUGCGGAGUUUUGUAAUCUCAGUAGUUUAUCUCUGAGGGAGGUUCUAAUUUCGUCGUGUUCUUCGUGUCGAUUCCCAAGUCUAACAAACUUGGAUAUUUUUUAUUGUGAUGGACUCGAAGAAUCCAUAGAAGAAUCCCAGCUAUUUAUUGAUGCACCAAACAUAGACUCUUUUGUAUAUCACGGAUUUGAUAUCCCGUCCAUCUCGUUUUCAACGACUUCCAGAGAGUGGAGUUCAACUUUACGUUUUCUCUUUAGGGAUGAUCCUUCUUUGUGGUUACUCAAGCUACGUAAACUGCUCGAGUCGUUAAGCCGAUCUGAAAUUUCUCUCGGUAUUAGCCAGCAUUACAUUAAUGCUGAGGACAUAUUUAAAGAAAACCAUGAUCUGGUACAAGAUAUUAAAGAUGAAAAUAAAGCUGCAGUUGUGGUGGAAGAGUUGAAAUUGCAAGGUGAUUUAUCUUACUUUUUACCUGUUUCGAAUGGGUUGUUUUCCAUUUGUCGUCCAAGAAAGAUCGGCAAUGUCAGCUACACGGACGCCGAGUCGGUGUUGAAGAAUCUAAUGCAGAGAGAAGGUGGAAACCAAGAUGAAUUAAGACAGCUGUGGCUGCCGGAUUUGGAGGAAGUAAGCUUGGAGAUUUACGACAGGAAUCGAAGAGAAUGGGAUCCGACAAGUUUGUCAGAUUUGCCUGAAUACGAGGAAGGGAAACAUAUCUCUACUCGCAUUGCAUUGAAAUGGAGACAAAAUUAG
Erythranthe guttata (spotted monkey flower) is the source of this 1485-nucleotide messenger RNA. Its product is annotated as F-box protein At4g22280. Lineage: Eukaryota; Viridiplantae; Streptophyta; Magnoliopsida; Lamiales; Phrymaceae. Gene Ontology annotation, molecular function: protein binding. The record is from RefSeq and is a predicted model, not a curated record.